Messenger RNA from Olea europaea var. sylvestris, 726 nucleotides. RefSeq names its product pectinesterase inhibitor-like. The record is from RefSeq and is a predicted model, not a curated record. NCBI's taxonomy places the organism in Eukaryota, Viridiplantae, Streptophyta, Magnoliopsida, Lamiales, Oleaceae. The transcript has 3 exons. Gene Ontology annotation, molecular function: pectinesterase inhibitor activity. Gene Ontology annotation, biological process: negative regulation of catalytic activity. Bases 1 to 726 code for a protein of 241 amino acids.
AUGGCUUCUUUCCUACACAACUUCUCAUCUGUGUUGAUUUCCAUGGUUCUCAUUUUCUUGCUUGUGGUUCCAUCUUUAAUGUGCCACUCAAUGGAGGAAAAGGAUCUUCAGCACAUUUGCUCCAAAACCCAGAAUCGUACAGAGUGUUUGAAUCUGUUUAAAUCAGAUCCCAGAAGCUUGAACACAGAUAUAAAGGGCCUAACAGGAGUUGCAGUUGACCUGGCGUUGAACAAAUCCAAUGCAGUCCACACCCAGUACAAUCAACUCUACACAGACACCAAGAAUUCUGAAUUGCAGGAGAAGUAUGUUGCUUGCUCCAAGAAUUACAACGAUGCCAUUCGUGAUCUCCAAGUGGUGAAGAAUUAUUUAGAUAUUAAUCGUUACAGGUUCAUUACUGUCGAAAUAAAAGAUGCCCUGCAAGAAGUUAUGAGUUGCAGAAAUGUUUUAAAGAAGGAACCAAUCGACCCGGCCAAUAUGGACAACCAGAACGAGGAAUUCAAGCUUCUUUGCUACAUGGUUAAGGUCACUUCCCACUAUUUGAUCCAGAAGAUCAAGGAUACCCUCAUAAUCAGUUACAAACUUGUCAUUCAGCAGGACUAUCCAUGGGUCCAACUCCAACCCAAAGUUCUAAUUUUAUGUGUUGAGACUCCAUAUUCAAAUUCACCUGAACAAUUCAAUGAAAACGGAAUCUUGGUUAUUCCAGUUGUGUAUCAGUGCCACCUUUAA